CAUGCAGGGAGUCGUGAAAGGGGUUUCAGGGUUUUCACGACUCCCAGGUGCCGUUCCGGUAGAUCAUUAUUUUUCUCGGCGCAUUUUCUCUGUCGGAUGGUUACUAGUGAUUUGUUUCAGUCGUGUAGUUGUGUGCGGUGUUCUCGCAUUGUCCACUGUGGACAGAACAGUUCAUGCCACUAGCCAGUGAAGCCGGCGUGGACUGAGGCCGUGGCGGAGUGGUUGGUUGUGACGUCGGGUUUUGCUGCCGGCGCAAUGCCGGACAGUGUGCGGUACAACAUCAAGUACUUGGUAUCCAAUCUAGAUGUGUCACUGAUCUUGGAGGACCUGCUGGAGAAGGAUGUCCUCAGCGAAGAGGAAUAUGAUACUGCCUCAGGCAAGGAGAAUGAAAUGUUGGAGCUGGCAAAAUAUGUGGUGAGGCUGAUGCUGAAGAAAACGGAGGAACAGGUGGAUAGGUUCCUGAAUCUGAUUCAACACAGCCAGCCCGAUGUAGCGGAACAUGUCGCCAGUACCAUGGCGGAGCGCCGCGCCGCGAAGCCAAUGUCGGCAGAUCGUGAGUCAACACGUGGCUCGUCCUCCGCACUGCCAGAGUGGGUGAACUUCCGCACCAUCAGCAACAUUGAUCGAAUGAAGAGGCUAAAACGCAUCCGGGACAUCGUGGCCGAAUCCUCCAAACGUGUGCAUGAUGUUGGAUCCUACCUUCUGGAGAAGGAAUUCCCGGACAGUCCAAAAGCGGCGAUCACUGAUAGAGCCCAUCCGGAGACGAGCCCAUUUAGCUUGUUCGACGCAAUGACAAAGCUGUGGAUCGAGAAAUACAACAAACCGAGCGGCAGAGACAUGCAUAUGGCUGUUCAGAAUGCGGUUAGGCCGGGAUCGGCGGCGAACAUCAAGGAAUUCUGCCUCAACUCCGGUAUCACCAUGACAACAGUUGGCAAACAGAAAACACAGCCAUUGCAGCACACAGUGGGGGGUGGUCAGGCAGACCAACAACGGACCUCCAACAGAUGUGAACCAAUCUUCAAACAACCAACAUCAGCUGAAACAACAGCCAAUGUAACUAGAGCGGGUACAACAUCCAAUACAACAUUGACUACAACACAGGAUUCAACAAGAUCAGCAACUUCAAGCCAGUCAUCUCUACCGGACAAAGACCGACACUUCACUGGCAGGAAUGACAUUGUCACAGAGAUCAGUCACAACAUUCUCACAACAAAGUCCAAGUCAUCAUCUACACGUGUGCAGAGUCUUGUGGCACCAGCUGGUUUUGGCAAGACGUCCGUAGCCAUUGCUGUGGGACAUGUAUGUUGCAAUGCUGGUUGUCGUGUGGAGUUCUUUGACUUACGCGGUGUAGCUGGUGUUGACGCUGUCCAGGCAAUGAUUCAAAACCGACUCGAAACAAACCCAGCUUCAUCUGAAACUACUGGCAAGACAACCAAAUCAACUGAUGACAUGGAUGAUGAUGGUAGCCAGCACCACAUGUUAUGUAUUCUGGACAAUGCCGAAGAUGCUAUCCAUGCUGGUGCUGAUAAAGAUUUCCAGCUGCAAGAUGUUGUGGAGCAACUUCUGCGACGGCAACACAACGCCCAUGUCCUACUGACAAGUCGUGUUUACUUUGACCUACACGCUGCCCAGUUUAAACUACAACAACACCGUCUUGAUGGUCUGACAAAGGUUUGUGCUGUUGGCCUUCUCCAUGGUCUAUGUGUUGAAGGUAGUGUGAGCAUUGAAGAUGCACAGAGGUUAGUGGACCGUUGUGGAAAUGUUCCACUUGCUGUACGCAUCACAGCUGGUCUUCUACAAGGUGGUCGGUUAACUCCAACCAUGUUGUUAUCGUUAUUCCAAGAUCUUGGUCUCGAUGUGUUUAAUGAUGAUCGUCUGAAACCGAAUGAUCGAAUCCUGAAGCUGUUGACAAUAGCAUACAACACAUUACAACAUGAUGACAAGGCAUCAUUCCAUGCUCUCUCUCAACUGCGCUCCUCGUUCUCAUCUGAUUGCGCUCGUGUGAUAGUAGGUUUGGCUGACACUAAGGCCAGUAUGGUUCAUCUUGUACGUUUUGAUCCGUUGAUCAAGAUUUGUUUCCUGGAUUACAAUCCGUAUCUGGACCGCUACUCACUUCAACCAUUCAUUGCCGAGUUUGGUCGUUACCAAUGCCCUGAAGACAAGCGACGUGUGUACCAACGGCGAAUGUGCAAGCAUUUCCUUGGCUUUGUGAAGGAAGUUGAUGACUGUAGAGGUUGUAGUGCAGACAAAGCAGUGUUUUGGAGUUACCAACUGCUUCAGGAAAGCGUGAACAUACAGAUGGCGUUGUCUGUUGUUGAUGUUUUGCCUGGCGAUGACUUGCUUCCUUUCUCUGGAUUAACAAAGUCAUCGAGUAUCCUACUUGCCUUGUUUGGGAGAAAAGUGUUUGUUGGAGAGUUUGGGGACAGGAUACAAAGAUUGGACACAACACCGCUAUCUGUACAAGCUGACAGCAUUUGCACCUCGGUCCUGUGUUGUUUUUUCCGUCGAAGCAUUGCAGAUUCUGAUGUCACUUUCGAGAGUUUGGAUUCCAGAACCCAAAUGCUCCUAGAGAAAUCUGAACAAGAACUGACUGGAGUGGAGUCACAGUUGCAGCUACCUUUGAUGCAACUUUCUCUGGAGUCAUGCAGGGUAAUCAUGUCUCUGGACAUCGACUGCAGGGAAGGACAGGUUGAACUGAGCCAGGAAACACUAUCCCGUCUUCAGGUGGUGUACCAGCGUGUUACAACAACACUGGGAAUUGGUCUUGCAACAGGUGUCACUGAAUGUGCCCUGAAACUCAUUCAACUGUAUUGUUCCACUCUGCUAAACAAGGAUAUACCCAAUGUACAGGUGGUAGAAGACCUUGCUGAGAGAGUGAUGUCAUCAUACUUCCUAUCACAGGAUGGUGCAGUCAGGUCAUGUGCCGUAAUGUACGGUUUUCUGCAACAGUGCAUUGUUGUGAUCCUGGGCAAGGUCAUGUCAAGUUCCUGUAGCAGUGAGUGGAUUAUUUCACCAUCAUUGCUUACAACACUGGGUAUAGCACUGUGCAAGUGGAAACAUGUACCAACUGCUAUCAGCCGCACGAUUAAUGCCAAUGACAAUACCACACUGGCAGCUUUUCGGUUACAACAGUACCUGUACUCCAUGGAUAAUGACACCGUAUCCACACUACUGUACAUGUACUUGGAUGGUAUGUACACCAACCUGUACAUACCCUUGGUAGUAAAUGGAAGGGCACACACAACUCCAAAGGGUCUCACUCUACCAGCACAGCAUCCCUACAACAUUGUGAUGGACUAUGUCAGGAGAUGGUGUCAUGGCUCAAAUCCAGCAGAUCACACAACAGCACUGAUUAACAACUGUAGUCAGAACAAGGUACCUAAUCUGGAAGUGAUGCAGUAUUGUAUUCUGAUGGCCAGAGCAAUGCUCCUGUUACAGAAUACGAUCUUGGCGACUGAUGUUAGUUCCACACUCUUCCCAGUGUUGAAGUCACUUGUUAAGGAUCUCAGUGCUUGCCUGCCAAGCAAGUGUGCAACUGGUCUCUCGGUGUCUGGAGUUGUAUACUUACCAGUACAAGCUUGGGACAUUCCUCCACCGUACAUCUCUCUCUUUGCUGCCCUACAUCAUCAAUCCAAGAGAAGCCAAGUGAGCAUUGAUCACCACAUUGCACUACUGGAAUGGUGUCCACGUGUAGCAGCAUGUUUUGUCUGCUAUGACCUGGACAACAUCACAGCAUGUCCUCGUUGUGGCAUGGCUUACCUGUGUGGCAAACAUCGUCAAACUGAUGAACACCGAAGUGAACACAACCAACACUGUGCUAUGCUGGCAGCACUCAGACAUCGCAUACUACAGGCUAGCUGAGCUUCUGAGGAUCUCUACUGGAUAGUGUUUAGCAGUUGAGAUUGGUGAAAGUGACAGCACUGGACAGGGAUCACUGAUUUCAAGCAGCUACUGCAGUAAGAGAUACUCCAAGAGCACACUACCUGUCAUUGAUCGCAACACUAUGACAUCACUUGUAUAGACAUGAUGUAUACAGAUUGUCUAUGACACACAGUGUUGUGUUACUAUGUAGAUAUAAUGAUCAACUGAACUACAUGUACUGUCUAGUCCAGUCUACUGUGGUAUCAGUUUUACUGAAUAUGUUCAUGUCUACUCUCACCUACUGUUUUUACACUAGUCACUGUACAGAAUAGUUACCGGUAUGUCAGUUAAACCUGGAAAACUCUACUCUACAAAUGUUUAUACUGCAAUGUAUAUUGCCAUAGCAGUCAGCAUACCCUGUACAUACAAGUUCAUGCUACUAUCCUUGAGAUACACAUCAUAUUUUACUCUAGUAUUGAAAUCUAGCAGCACUGCUAGCAUUGGUGUGACAAAUGUAGAAAUGCCCGUUGCAGCCGCUGUGUACUAUCACGUCAAAGCAUGAAGCAUCACAAAUGUAGCCAUUGUUCGACCUGAGCAAGCACAGA
Molecule: messenger RNA, 4466 nt
Organism: Sycon ciliatum
Lineage: Eukaryota; Metazoa; Porifera; Calcarea; Leucosolenida; Sycettidae
Exons: 6
Coding region: 256-3861 (1201 amino acids)
Biological process (GO): regulation of apoptotic process
Source: RefSeq, a predicted model, not a curated record